AUGAAAGAAGCGAUGACACAAAAUCGUGGUCCAGAAACAAACAUGAUGGUCUUACCAAAGCAAGUGGUUUUAUGUUUCACUCAUACUGCAAAUCGUUUGAUGCGACAGGGUAUUGGUUCGCAUAGAACGUCUUUAAGUGAUUCAUCAUCUGGUUUACUGAAUACAUCCUUCUCGAGUUCACAAGAAGCCACUAAACGAAGCAACAUUGAUAAGAGUAUUUUGAAAUAUCCUGAAGAUUUCAAACCUCGUCUUCCACCGCCACCUUUAAGAUUAUCAUGGCCGUUAGUUACACUGCGUCGUUUCGGUUUCUAUGGUAAUAGUUUGUUUAAAGUGGAAACAGGUAGACGAGCUCCACGUGGUGAAGGACUUUAUUUAUUUCGUAUUAAAAAUUUACGCGAAUUCAGAAAAUCAUUUGAGAUAUGUGUUCAUCAACGUCGUGACAAUCUAUCCGUUCAUCAUUUAUCCAAUGUAACUUCUGAAAAUCGUUCAUUAUUACGCAAUAAUCAUGGCAAAUUAUCAUUAUUUAUGCCAUUGUAUAAAAUAUUCCACAAGCAAUCAUCAUCACUCUCCCUCAUUACUACUACUACACCUAUCUUAUUGGAUUCAAUCAAUGAGAAAAAAAUGGAUCGAACUACAUUGAAUGAACAAUUUCAUCAUCAUCAUCAUAAAAACACAAUUCCUCAUCAUCCGCAUCCCCAUCAUCCCCAUAGUCGACAGCAUUUUUUACCAGUUCUAUCAGAACGUAACAAUUUAGCCUUUUCAUUUGAUGAUACCACAGAUAUUGAUCUUGACAAGCCUAACACAAAAUUAUCAAUUCAACAACAACAUCAACAUCAUCAUCACAAUCAAGCCACAUCGAAUUGUUUACAUUGGCUCCAACUGCAGAAUACAUCAACUAAUCAUUAUGACAGUAAUGAAAAUCAUCAUCAUGAUCAAAAUCCUAUUAAUAAACUACAACAUCAUUUCAAAUAUUCAUGUCCACAAUUAAAUAAUAUUCCAUCAAUGAAUUCAAUCAGUUGGAAUGACAGUGCUACAAAUGUUGUAAGUCAGUGUCAUUGUGUCAAUGAAGGUGGAUGUAGUCAGCAUAAUGGUGCGGGUGCCGCGGGUGGCAGUGGCGGUGGAGCUGGCGGUGCUAGUCAUUUCUCUGUUCAUCAUCAUCAUCAGCAUCAACGAUCCAAUCCUCACAAUUCACAUUGUGCCGCCGAUAAACACACAAAUGAUGAUCAUCAGGAUGUUAAUGUGAAAGAUGAGUGUACGGUGAAAAUCGAUGAAGUCGAUGAAAUAUCUAAUCUACCUGAAGCGCCAUUACCACCGCCACUAUGCAAUAAUAAUUUAUCAUAUUUUGAUAUAAUAAUUCAAGGAAAAAAUCAAUAUUAUCAACGAAUUUAUGACAAUUUAAUUACUGUCAAUCAUGAAAUCAAUGAUAUGAUGAAUAAUAAUAAUGAUGAUGAGGAGGCUGGUGAGAAUUGUUGUUGUAAUAGUAGUAGUAGUAGUAAUCGUUCAUUAACACCAACCACUCCAACAACCACUGCAACAACACCGACACUUGUUUGUUCCACUACUACAAAUAGUCAUAGUGUAACAGAAAUUAUCGAUACAAUGACAAAUGUCGUAGUAGUAUCAGCUGAAGGUACCAAUACAACAUCAUUAUUCAAUGAUGAUGGAGAACAAUUGACAUCAAUUACUACUUGUACUAAUUCACCUGUUGUAUUAAAAAAAUCAUUAUCAUCCGAUAUAAAUUUACUAGAAAUGAUUGAUAAUCCUCCUAAUGGGACUAUAUCAAACAAUACUACUAGUAUUACUACUACUGAUAGUAGUACUGACAAUAAUGAUAAAAAUAAUACUGGUAGCCUAAAACAACAUGAUACAGAAAUAAUCAUAAGAAAAUGUAAAAAUAAAUCGCAAACAUUAAUUCUUCCAAGAUUGUCAUCAAUCUCGACAUCAUCAUCAUCAUCAUCAUCGAAAAUGUAUUUACAUUCAAGGCAUGCUAGUUUACCUAAUCCAAAUACACAAAAUCUUAACCAUGGUGAUAAUGAUGAUGGGAUUAUUAUUACUGGUCAGCAUGAAUUGAACAUUGAUAAUAAUCAUAAUAAUACUCAUGUCAUCAAGGUGAUGGAUGCUGAACAUCAUUCUAGUAGAGAAGAAGAAAAUCGCACAGUUGGAGUAUUAUACAAUAAGAAAACUAAAACAAUGUCAUCUGAUUGCUGUUUAUGUAAAAUACAACGGAAUUUGAGUAGUCAUUCAUCAGAUAGAAAAAAUAAUGCUGAUAUGCUUGAUAUGAUUACGGAACAUUCGCCGUAUUAUAAUUUGUCAACAAAUACUCAAACUUUAACUCAACUCCAACAUACUGGUCUGUGUACUUCUCAAACAAUCGCUUCAUCAUCAUUACCUAAAGCAACUAAUCCAGAUUAUAUUCAUUCAUCUAGUGUUUUAUGUUUGCCUACUGCUGCUUCCACAUCCAAUAACAGUUUAUCUACGCCUCAUCAUCAGCAUCAUCAUCAUGCUACUUUAGGCGAUGAGAUAAAUUGUACAUCAUGUCGUAAUGUAUAUUUAAAAGAAUCACCUAUUCAACCCUCAUCAUCAUCGUCAUCAUCUUUUGUAUCAUUGUCUAUGACAGCAAUAAGCACAAAUAUUAUUACCACGACUACUAUUACUACUUCUACUACGCCUACGCCUACACCUACACCUACUACUACUGCUACUACCUCUUCUUUAACAAAAUCUCCAACUACCAUUAUUCCAUGUAGAACAAAUAGCUUAGGAUAUCAUCAUCAUCAUCAUCAUCAUCAGUAUAUUGAAAAACCUACAAAUAUAUUACAUUAUGCAACAUUAGAUUUUGGUCUAAUCUCUUCAGAAAUAACAACAAAUCACCAGAGAAAUGAACAACAGUGUUGUUCUUCUGAUAUGAAUACUAUGCAUAGAAAGAAUAACAAUAGUAUUAUUACUAUUCAUGAUAUGGACAAUAAUGCGUUAAUUGGUUCUAGUCGUAAUCAACAAUGUUACAAUGUUGUCAAUACUACUAUUAGUGCUAAUACUAGUAGUAGUAGUAGUACUGAUUAUUACAAUCAAACUAAUCUUACUGACAAUUAUACAUCACGUAUUUAUGGUACACUUACAGAUAGUUUACAUUCACAUUUAAUCGGAGGAUCUGGUUGUUUAAAUCAUUUCACUGGACAUAUUGUAUCUACCAGUCAUAAUAAUCAUAAUAAUCAUAAUAAUAGUAAUAACGCCGCACACUGUGACGAUGUAAUAAUUCAUGAUGAAGUGGAUACUACUGAUCUACCAUCAAAUUAUGUUGCAAUUUGUCAAUUACAAACAUUAGCUAUGCGAGCUGUGUUAAGUGCAACCACUUAG
Schistosoma turkestanicum is the source of this 3354-nucleotide messenger RNA. NCBI's taxonomy places the organism in Eukaryota, Metazoa, Platyhelminthes, Trematoda, Strigeidida, Schistosomatidae. The record is from the annotation of a GenBank genome assembly.